GAAAAGUAAGCAGAGGGAGGUGAGAGGCCUGUUCUCUUCGGUCUUCUCUUUAAAACCCCAACCCCAACCCCCCGAGCUAGCCAUCACUCACGCAUUACACGCACAUUUAAAACCCUCAACGGAGCCUGUCAACUCUCACUCACGCAGACAGUCAGAGAGACACAGAGACGAUGGUGAGCGACCGAAAGGCAUCGGAGGAGGCGAGGGUUGCUGCGGCGGAGAGCCGCACGGUGAGUGGGCCACUCGUGGGGAGUCUGGGCACGACGAGGCCCUCUGAAACGAAGGGCUCGCCGGUGCGCCCGAAGUCUGACUUGGCGCACCUCGUUCUGAGGUUCCUGUGCAUGGCCACCUCGGUCACCGCCCUGUCCUUCAUGAUCACGGCCAGGGAGGCUAGCACUGUCUCCAUCUACGGCUUUCAACUCCCCGUUUACUCCAAGUGGUCUUACUCUCGCUCCUUCGAGUAUCUUGUUGGAGUUUCGGCUGCUGUUGCCGCUCACUCCUUCCUGCAACUACUCAUCAGCGCGUCAAGGCUGCUGAGAAAGUCCCCAGUGAUCCCUUCAAGAAAUCAUGCAUGGCUUAUUCUUGCUGGGGAUCAGGUAUUUGCAUAUGCAUUGAUGAGUGCCGGGUCAGCGGCAUCGGGGGUGACCAACUUGAACCGGACAGGAAUCCGACACACUGCUCUACCAAACUUUUGUAAGCCUUUGCAAAGCUUUUGCGACCACGUUGCCAUCUCCAUAGCCUUCACUUUCUUCAGCUGUAUCUUGCUAGCCACGUCUGCUGUCCAGGAUGUGAUUUGGCUGUCUAAGAACUGAAUCUUCUCCACACAUCGUUCCUCUCUAUAAAUAUAUGACACUUCUAGAAAAUACUAUCUCCACCCUUUGGUUUCUACAAAAUGAUCAAUGUUUCUUCUGUCUUUUUAAAACUGUGUACUCGAGGGCACUUGGUGCGCCAUGUAAGAAACGAGAUGGCUUCUCUGUAAUGGGAAUUAAUGUGCCUUUUACUGUAUUGAUCAUUUGAGAGCCAGCCUGUAGAAAGGCUUUUGCUAAUGUAAUUGGUAUGCCAUGGUACGACUCUUGUUUAAAA
This is a messenger RNA of Alnus glutinosa, 1083 nucleotides long. Its product is annotated as CASP-like protein 3A1. Bases 171 to 812 code for a protein of 213 amino acids. Lineage: Eukaryota; Viridiplantae; Streptophyta; Magnoliopsida; Fagales; Betulaceae. The transcript has 3 exons. The record is from RefSeq and is a predicted model, not a curated record.